Arctia plantaginis is the source of this 540-nucleotide messenger RNA. NCBI's taxonomy places the organism in Eukaryota, Metazoa, Arthropoda, Insecta, Lepidoptera, Erebidae. The record is from the annotation of a GenBank genome assembly.
AUGCGAUUCCUGGGUAUCCGGAUGUGCGUUCUAUUGAUGGUUCUUGGUCGUAUGUAUACGGUUCAUCCAAAGAAUGAUGAAUGUUUCUAUUUGCGGUUGUUGCUGGUAAAUGUGGGUGGGCCAACGUCAUUUGAGACACUACGGACUGUUAAUGGUGUAAUAUUCCCAACAUAUCGUGCGGCAUGUGAAGAACUGAACUUAUUAGAAAACGAUACCCAUUGGAAUACGACAAUCGCUGAAGCCAUUAUCUCUGCAUCUCCAAGUCAGAUACGCACAUUAUUCGCUAUCAUAAUUUCGACAUGCUUCCCAUCAAACCCAUGUAACCUGUGGCACAAAUAUAAGGAUAAUAUGUCAGAAGAUAUUUUACAUCAAAUUCGUAUCACUUCCAGAAAUCACGAUGUUGAGAUGAAUGAGGAGAUACAUAAUCGUGCUUUACUCUUGAUCGAAGAUAUGUGUUACCUCAUGUGCGGUAGUUUAUUAAUCAGGUUAGGAAUGCCAGCGCCCAAUCGUGAAAUGAAUGACGUAUUUAAUCGAGAAUAG